AUGGCCGAAAGCGACCACUGCACUGACGUCUGUCGUAGAGGUUUGGCCAGUGUCAAGUCAGGCAAGAGACAGAGAAGCUACCUCAAGCACACUCAAGAGACUUAGCAAUGGCAUUGAGAAGUGGUUUGUGUCGCCUCCUGGCCAACCCCCAGAGAGCAGUUGUCAUUUUGGCCUCCAGAUCUCAGGGAACAGCAGCGACACCCAAAUGGGAAGCAGAAAAGGAAGCCCAACAGAAGCGUCCCAAAGCACCCAAGGUGCAGUUCAAUUGGCGUGAUGCCUUGGAACUGGAUGGUCUGCUGACGGAGGAGGAGGUGAUGAUCAGGGACUCCUUCCGCACCUACUGCCAGGAGAAGCUCAUGCCGCGUGUUCUUAUGGCAAACAGGAAUGAAGUGUUCCACCGUGAGAUUAUCAAUGAGAUGGGUGAGUUAGGAGUCCUGGGCCCCACCAUUAAAGGCUACGGCUGUGCUGGCGUCAGCUACGUGGCGUACGGUCUGAUCGCGCGGGAGGUGGAGCGGGUGGACAGCGGCUACCGGUCGGUGAUGAGCGUGCAGUCCUCCCUGGUCAUGCACCCCAUCAACGCUUACGGCACCGACGCCCAGAAGGAGAAGUACCUGCCCAGGCUGGCGACUGGAGAGAUCCUGGGCUGCUUUGGCCUAACUGAGCCCAACCAUGGCAGCGACCCCGCGGGCAUGGAGACGCGUGCCAAGUACAACCCCUCCAGCCGCACAUUCACCGUCACUGGCUCCAAGACCUGGAUCACCAACUCCCCGGUGGCAGACAUCGCAGUGGUGUGGGCCAAGUGUGAGGACGGCAAGGUACGCGGCUUCAUCCUGGAGCGUGGCAUGAAGGGCCUGAGCACGCCCAAGAUCGAGGGGAAGUUCUCCCUGCGCGCCUCGGCCACGGGCAUGAUCCUCAUGGACGAGGUGGAGGUGCCUGAGGAGAACCUGCUGCCCCAUGUGUCAGGACUGGGCGGUCCAUUUGGGUGUUUAAACAAUGCCCGCUAUGGCAUCGCAUGGGGCGCCCUGGGUGCUGCUGAGUUCUGUUUCCAUGCCGCUCGGCAGUACACACUGGACAGAAUACAGUUUGGAGUACCCCUGGCCAGAAACCAGCUGAUGCAGAAAAAGAUGGCUGACAUGCUGACAGAAAUCACCCUCGGCCUGCAGUCCUGCUUACAACUGGGAAGACUUAUCGACGAAAAAAAAGCGGCGCCUGAGAUGAUCUCCAUGCUGAAGAGGAACAGCUGUGGCAAGGCCCUGGACAUCGCCAGACAGGCGCGGGACAUGCUGGGCGGCAACGGCAUCGCUGACGAGUACCACAUCAUCCGGCACGUUAUGAAUCUGGAAGCCGUUAACACGUAUGAGGGCACUCAUGACAUCCAUGCUCUGAUUCUGGGAAGGGCCAUCACAGGCCUGCAGUCCUUCACUGUGGAGAAGUAGGAGGUUCCUCCCCUGUUUCUCGCUCACAUUUGCCUCUGAAGUCACUUUAAACUAGCCAGCUGCUGCCUUUAAUAAAGUUUGUAAGAAGUGGGGAGGAGUUGGUCAAUUUAACAUUGACAAACACUUACGGUACUCAUAACUUGUUGAAUUUUACCAGCUAUCAGAACUAUUGUGUUUGACAGUUUGUAUUUUUUAAAGGCUUCAUAAAGAAAGGACAAAAGGGAAAAACUGAAUUCUGUAGAUUACACUGGGCUACAUUUGUAGUUGAACAGGAAAAAAACAUAUUUUUUUAUUCAUGUCAGAACUUCACCCUCCCACUAGAGUAGUUUGUAUAGAGAAUGGUGUAAAUAUUAGAUUAUGGAAUAGCAUCUUAGAUAUGUAGCAUGUCUUAUGUGAUCUUUUACAAAUGACUGUAGAACGUGGCAAGAGAAAAUGAACAAUUAUUUCGGUUUGUCAAGCACACAACUACUACAUAUUUGGGAUACAUACAGUACAUAAAUGUACCGUUACUGAAUUAACGCUGUAUGAACUUGUUCGAAACAUCAACUUAAUACACAACCUUAUCUGUCUGGUAAGGUCAGGAAGAUUGGUUUCUGUUGUCCUUUCUCUUGCAUGGUUUGGUGGCAUGUUGUAAUUAUUCCAAAUAAAUAAAGCUGGUUGCAGUGCCUA
Molecule: messenger RNA, 2105 nt
Organism: Engraulis encrasicolus (European anchovy)
Lineage: Eukaryota; Metazoa; Chordata; Actinopteri; Clupeiformes; Engraulidae
Gene: gcdhb
Product: glutaryl-CoA dehydrogenase b
Exons: 12
Coding region: 108-1436 (442 amino acids)
Biological process (GO): fatty-acyl-CoA biosynthetic process; fatty acid beta-oxidation using acyl-CoA dehydrogenase
Cellular component (GO): mitochondrial inner membrane
Molecular function (GO): fatty-acyl-CoA binding; flavin adenine dinucleotide binding; glutaryl-CoA dehydrogenase activity
Source: RefSeq, a predicted model, not a curated record